AUAAAAUUUGAUAAAAACUGUAUUUAUUUAUUUAUUACUCUUAAUUGAGUACAAUUUUAGGUACUCUGUUACUUAUUAACUCUUUUUUUUAAGUUGGCUCACUUGGUUUAUUUUUUUCAGUGCAUUGUAGAGAUUUAGUUGUUUAAAUAGGAACAAUUUAAGGUAAUUUAGCUUAAUUUUAACAUGAACAUGAAUAAAAAUGUCCUUUUAGUACAGCAUAAUUAACAUGAGUUUAUUGAGUCUUUAGAAUCUAAAAUAAAAUAUAAAAUAGUUUUAGUUAUAAACCUUCAUAUCAACUGGUGCAGUCGGUUUCCAUUUAAUUUAACUUGUCCGGUUUUACAGUGCUCAUAUUCAGAAGCUCAUUGGUUAUCAUCGCUAUUGUUCUCCAUUUCCCCGUCUGUCUGAAUGCAAUUAUCCUCCAACCCAUUUAGGAGUGAGCAUGACACUUGUCGGACUGACGCAUGAAUGCGCCUCACUAACUCUCAUCCGCUUACGUAACGCACUUUUAGCGCCAUUUUACUCAACAAUUCAACGCGACGCGCUGCGAUUAAUCGAUCGCUGGGAAAUAGGACAUCUCUUUAGAGCUAACAUGUGAAAUGAUGCACUCAGAUUUGAAAACAACAACUUGUCUAUCCGCAGUUUUGGGGCAGCAGACGUGCAGUCCAGCUGCGCGGGAAUAAUAAUCCCUGUUUUAAUCUGCUUUAGCAGGAGGUAAUCCGAACCUCUGGCUCUGAGGCCAACCGAGGCCAGGAGGCGUGACACAGUCCAGCUUUGAUUUAUUUAUCCAAAUCUAUCGUCCCCUUCUGUGUGGUGAAAAAUAUAUCCUUAAAUUUGCGCAUUGUGCGCUGUGAGAAAAGAAAGUGACGCAGUUUGUCCAGCUGUGAUUACUGGAGCCUCUUGUGCUGAUAUGUUGUUCCUGUGAGGAGAGGCAGGCUGGGUUUAGGUGAUGAAGGCCUAAAUAGUGCGGAUUAUUGCCCCACUCUCCCUCUCUUAGCCUAUUUUCCAGCUUCAGCCUCGUUUCGUUUCAGUCUCUGCUGCGGAAAACAUGAGCACAGCGGGCGUUCACCGAGGAUUCCUCCGGAAAUAUGGAGGCUUCAUGUUCAAGCAGUGGAAGGAGAAGUACCUUGUGCUCACCAUGGAGGGGAGCCUGCUGGUGUGCCGGGACGCUGAGUCUCCACCGGACCAGGUGGUGGCGCUACAGUCCAACUGUGAGUCGAUCGCGGAGGGACGGGAAAUCCUGGACCUGCCCAGGCUGCCCCCGGGGGGCAGAAGGGACUGCUGCUUUGCCCUCAUCCUGCCCCAGAACAAGUUCCUGCUGCUUCUGUCGGACAACCCCGACGACUGCAUUCUUUGGCUGAAGCUAAUCAGGAAAGUGAGAGAGGGUGUGAUGUCACCUUUGACCCUUCAGAGACAACAAAGCCUCACUCCCUGCAUCACAGACAGAGAGCCGUUGCCGGACUCUUCCAGUGAUAAGGAGCCCGGAUCACCCAGGGUUGCUGGUGCGCCGCCGCCUCUGAGCCGCAUCAUUGAGAGAGGAGGCUCGUUCAGAGACAGACAGCCAGCGCCCGGACCGAGGCAGCCUCUGCGGAGCAACUCCGUCGCCCCGCCUCAUCGCGUGUCUGACUGCCUGCGCCAUGGCAACAGCAGCGAUGCGCGGGCGGUGCGGGCGGUGUGUCUGCUGAUGGGCGGGGCGGCGGCCUCCUCCGCGUUGGGCUACCUCAGCUCCUGCUCCCCGUCCUCGCCGCUGGCCAGCAGGGCCCCGGACGUGGCCCCAGGCUCCGGGGCCUUCUCCGAUCUCCCCGCCGGCGGCUCCUUCCACGCCUGCAGCCAGGACGUCGACUCCCCGCAUUUCAACACCUUCGACUUUGAAGGAGACUCCGACUUUGACGCAUUUGACUGCGGAGGAUUUGCCUUUUAAAAGGAACUGCAGUGACUGGUUCUCUUAGCACACUGCAAAAACAAACUGGUCUUUUAUCUGGUUUCUAGUGGAAGCAUGUUAGUACAUGUGAAAUAAGACAGAACUUACAAGUUACUUUUCAGCAAGAUUUAGAAGCUUGUUUUAGAUAAAUAAUUCCUAGUAUUACUGGCAGGUUAGUUCACUUAUGAGGGAAAUAUCUUGCUUUAAAGUUGAACUUUUUUAAUCAAUAUUGAAGGAAUAUUGACUUAAAGCAAUCUCUUAAAGAUUUACCCAUAAGUUACUUUUGUCUUAUUUCAUGAGUACAAAAACAUUUGCAGUAAAAACCAGAGAGAAACGCAGGGUAAAAGUUUGUUCUUCACUGCAAAAACACAAAAUCUUAGAAAGUAUUUUUGUUCUACUUUCUAGAAAACUAACUUAGAAGUUACUUUUUACAAGCUCAUUUUAAGUCAAUAAUUUCUUAAUAUUGAUAAAAGGUACUAAUUCAAUUGACUGAUUAUUUAAUUUCUAACAAGACAUUUUUCCCACGUUAUGAGUGAAAUAAUCUGCCAGUGGAACUAGAAGUGGGUUGCUAGGUAACGGGCUGGGCCAGGGUUGCUAGGUAACAGCGCAGUGGAAUAUUCUACCAGUGGAACAAGUAACUUUUUAAUCAGAAACGAGCUGUUAUAUCUUGCUUAAAAGUUACUUGUUUAUUAGUUUUGUCUUAUUUCAAAUGUAAUAAGACAUUUCCACUACAAACUAGACAAACAUAUUUUGUGUUUUUGCAGUGCAGAAUCUCUUCAUCAGUUCUUUUGUUAUAAAAGGUCGUUGCUAAUGAAUUAUUAAGUCAUCUAUACAUCUGAUGUAUGAAUGAAUGAAGGCGUUCUUCCUGGCUUCAUGCCCACACUCCCACAGUGAAUAACUGAUCACCUUGACUCCUCUGAACAUAAACUGUGUGUGUUGUUCCACAGUUUCCACGCCACAGGAUGGCCUGACAGUAACUGCACUGCAAAAACAAAAAAUAUUACCAAGUAUUUCUGCUGUCGUUUCUAGUGCAAAUAUCUUAGUACACAUGAAAUGAGACAAAACUAACUUACAAGGAACUUUUCA
Messenger RNA from Xiphophorus couchianus (Monterrey platyfish), 3004 nucleotides. RefSeq names its product pleckstrin homology domain-containing family B member 2. The coding region runs from base 1046 to 1918 and encodes 290 amino acids. Gene Ontology annotation, biological process: regulation of cell differentiation. Gene Ontology annotation, cellular component: membrane. Lineage: Eukaryota; Metazoa; Chordata; Actinopteri; Cyprinodontiformes; Poeciliidae. The record is from RefSeq and is a predicted model, not a curated record. The transcript has 5 exons.